GUCAGUCUCACAAUACAGUUAGCCGACGUUAGUUUUUCGCAGACGCUUUUCCGCCUAGCAACAUUUUCUAUUACAUAUAUAUAUAUCUUAGUGUUAUAUAUAUGUAAACUUAGAUCCAUGUAAGCUCAACUGCGCUCCAGUUCUAGUGUGUGCUAGUGCCUAGUGUCUAGGGCCUCGAGAGCCUAGUUAGUGUGCAUAUUAAUUUCGUAAGCGUAUCCUUUCGCGUGGGGUAGCUAGCCCCGUUUUCGGUUUCGGUUUCGGUUCUCCCGUUGUGUUAUUUUCUUGUUUUUCUUUUCCUUUCUCCUUUUUUUUUGCAAGCAUUUCGUUCGUCUCGCCCGCCCCUUCGUCGCCGCGGUCCUGUGUAUGUAUUCGUUUGUCUGCAGCCAACCCCGGCAAAUUCGCCGUCUUCGUAGUCGUUGCCUCCUGCUGCCCACUGGGCGUUAAUAAUUCCUGAUUUCCCGGACAUCUAUAUAUACACACUAUAUAGUGGUAUAUGUCAAUAACUAAUCGUCUGUAACUGCAUAUAUACAUAUAUGUAUAUGUAUUUUGCGAAAUUGGCCCGCCGUUCAUCAAAUAUACACGAAUGAAACUCUUGCCGCUGUCGUAUUGAUUUUUUCUAUCAUCAUUAUUAACAUUAUAAUCAUUUCGCUGGUGCCAAAGUGUUGUAAACCGUCCAUUAAAAUCAGAACCUAGUUCCGCAGUAACCAAACCAAAAACAACAACAAAAACAACAAUUCCGUUUCAUUAGACACUGCCCGCAGCUCUAAAGGGCCUCUGUCUGCCUUAAGUAGCACAAGUCGUGUAUCCGCUACACACAUAUAUUUAUAUAUACUACAUACAUACAUCUAUAUAUAUAUCUACACAAUGAGUAGCUAUACGGCCGCCCAGUACUACAAGACCACCAAUAUGAUUACCUCCAAUGAGAUCUACUGCUUUCCCCAGAAGAGCAUCGAGCGCAGUGGCUCCACACAAUACGAUCUGGCCGGAGCGCCAGUGGGAGCGCACGGCUCCGGCACAGCGACCGACGGCGUCGGUGGAUAUGUCUACCUACAGAACCACUAUGCCGCUGGCGGCGGUCACAACUCCGCCACGACUAUCAACUAUCCCGCGCCGCAGCACCCGCAGAUGAUCUACCAGAUCCAGCAGUAUCCCACGUGCCAUCAGCAACAGCAGCAGCAACAGCACCAGCAGCAGCAGCACUACAUGCAGGUGCAGGCGGCACCGCCGGGCAGUGGGCACUACCACCACCACAACCACCACCUGCUGAACGGCCAUGGGCACCACCACCACCACGGCGGGGCCGUCGUCAUCGCCGGCAGCGGCGUGGGCACCGGAGCAGGAGGAGCCGGCGCAAUCGUGCUGCAGCAGCAGCAACAGCAGCAGAACAUGCACAAGAAGAACUCCAUACGGAAUGGCGGGGAUGUGCUGAAGCGCACGCGCGCCCAGUCCGCGUACGAGCUAUCGCAGGAUCUGCUGGACAAACAGAUCGAGCUGCUGGAGCGCAAGUACGGCGGCGUGCGGGCCCGCAAUGCGGCAGUCACCAUUCAGCGCGCCUUCCGACACUACAUGAUGGUCAAGAAGUUCGCCUCGAUCACGGCCAUGGCCAAGGCCGAGAAGCGCCUCAGUCGCCGCAUGGUGGUCACCGCCUCCAGCAUGACCCUGGCCGAGGAGAGCGCCUCCGCAAAUGCCUCUUUAUCCUCUGCCUAUGGCAGUGCCACAGAAUCUCAGCUAGAGCAGCUGCAGCAGCAGCAGCAGCAACAACAACAACAGCAACAACAACAGCAGCAGCAGCAACAGACGGGACAGCAUCAGCCACGUGUGACCAUAAUGGCGGGCCCGCCAGGUGCCGCCUCGCCCGGACUCUCGCGGACGCCCCCAACGCGCUCGCUCUCGAUGCGCGAGCGGCGCCAGCUGGACUGCAGUCCCAUUCCUCGCAGUCAGUCGGGCGCCUCACCCGUGUCCAUUGGCAGCUCCACAACCUCCGUGUCCGGCCUGGCCUCGCAUCCGCACGUCAACCUGCUGCACGCCGCCGAGCCGCACUACUACAAUGCGCAGGCGAUGCCGACAGCCGCCGCGUACUACACCAGCUACCACGGGUCGCCGCACGAGCUCAGCUACGCCAGCUCGGCGGACACCUCGCUGAAUGCCUCCUGGGUGAACACCAGCGGCCACUCGCCGCACACGCCCUACUACUCGGCGGCGCAGAUCUACAUGCGGCCCAAGGGCGGCAGCACCACGCCGACGCCCAGCUGCGGCAGCCAGGGCAGCGGAAGCGGCAAGAAGGUGCCGCCAGAGGUGCCCAAGCGCACGUCCUCGAUCACGGCCCAGCAGCAGAGCCAGCUGCUGAUGAUGCAGCGGCAGACGCCGCCGCCGCCCUCGCUGCUGCGCACCAACGGGCUCUGCAAGACAGCCGAGAACGGCAGCCUAACGUCCGUGCAGAGCUCCGGCUCGGACUCGAGCAUCACCUCGGCGGAGCGCAACAUCAACAGCGACCUGGGCUCCGACCGCAGCAACUCCCCGCACACCUGGAAGCGCGGCACGGCGCUCAACAGCUCGCAGCAGUUCUCCACGCACUCGGCGGACUCCGUGGGCGCCGCCGGCCAACUGCAGGUGGUGGUGGCAGCGGCCACCGCACCGGGCGGCGUGCCGCCCACAGAUGACCACGCCAUCUCCUCGCACACCAGCGCCGCCCAGUACGAGCAGCACGAGCAGCAGCAGCACGAACAGCAGCAGCUGCAGGCGGCGGCCGCCGCGGCGGGCGUGCCCCCCAACUACAAGAUGUCGGAGACGAUACGCAAGCGGCAGUACCGCGUGGGGCUCAAUCUGUUCAACAAGAAGCCGGAGAAGGGCAUCACGUACUUGAUCCGGCGCGGAUUCCUGGAGAACACGCCGCAGGGCGUCGCCCGCUUCCUGAUCACGCGCAAGGGCCUCUCGCGGCAGAUGAUUGGAGAGUAUCUGGGCAAUCUGCAGAACCAGUUCAACAUGGCGGUGCUCAGCUGCUUCGCCAUGGAGCUGGACCUGUCCGGGCGGCAGGUGGACGUGGCGCUGCGCAAGUUCCAGGCCUACUUCCGCAUGCCCGGCGAGGCGCAGAAGAUUGAGCGGCUGAUGGAGGUCUUCUCGCAGCGCUACUGCGAGUGCAAUCCGGACAUUGUGGGGCGGCUGAGGUCAUCCGAUACGAUCUUUGUGCUGGCUUUCGCCAUCAUCAUGCUGAACACGGAUCUGCAUACGCCCAACCUGAAGCCGGAGCGGCGCAUGCGCGUCGAGGACUUCAUCAAGAACUUGCGCGGCAUCGAUGACUGCCACGACAUAGACAGGGACAUGCUGGUCGGCAUCUUCGAGCGCGUCAAGUCGGAUGAGUUCAAGCCAGGCAGCGACCACGUGACCCAGGUAAUGAAGGUCCAGGCCACCAUAGUGGGCAAGAAGCCGAAUCUGGCCCUGCCCCAUCGACGGCUCGUCUGCUACUGUCGGCUGUACGAGAUACCCGACGUGAACAAGAAGGAGCGACCUGGCGUGCACCAGCGCGAGGUGUUCCUGUUCAACGAUCUGCUGGUCAUUACCAAAAUCUUUAGCAAGAAGAAGACCUCCGUGACGUACACGUUCCGCAACAGCUUCCCGCUCUGCGGCGCCGUGGUCAGCUUGCUGGACUUGCCGAACUAUCCGUUCUGCAUUCAGCUUUCCCAGAAGGUGGACGGCAAGAUCCUAAUCACCUUCAAUGCGCGCAACGAGCACGAUCGCUGCAAGUUCGCCGAGGAUCUCAAGGAGUCCAUCAGUGAAAUGGACGAAAUGGAAGCGCUGCGCAUUGAAGCCGAACUCGAGCGGCAGAAAUCGGCGCGCAAUCGCGCCACCGGCAGCGCGGACAACCGCGACAGCGGCGUGGCCGAUGUCGAGGUCUGCCCAUGUCCCUAUCAGCCCGGCACUCAGGCGGCCGGCGAGCAGGCGUCCAGCUCUACGGACUCCAAUCAGCUGAAGCGGAGCGCCCUCAGCAACAGUCUGCUGGACAUGCAUGAGCAAUUUGGCAACGAGAAGCCCCAGCGGCGUGGCAGCGUCGGCUCCCUGGACAGCGGCAUGAGCAUCUCAUUCCAGUCGACAACCACGUCGAGUGCGUCGAGGGAGAACGCGGCCGCCAUCGCAGCUGCCGCCAACGCGGCCAAUGCGGCCUCGAAAAUCCGCUUCAACCUGCAGGCCACCACCAGCAACGUCUAUGCCGCGCCUGGCAUGCAGGCCUACACGCACGCCAACUUCGUGCAGCAGUCGCAGGCGGCUUACAUGCUGCAGCAGCAGCAAAUGAUUCAACAGCAGCAGGUGGCGCAGGCUCAGAUGCAGGCGCACGCUCAAGCUCAGGCUCAGGCACAGGCACAGGCACAGGCCCAAGCACAGGCGCAAGCACAGGCCCAAGCACAAGCUCAAGCACAAGCGCAAGCACAGGCGCAGUCGCAGGCACAGCCAGGACCUGUGGUAAUGGGACGUAUACCAGGACGAGAGCGCAAGGCAUCGCGGUCAGAUGACUCGCGCUCCACAGAAGUCUAAAUAUGGCGCAGUAUUUGUAUAUUCAGUUUAAAUAUAUAUAUAUAGAUACGCAUUCUACAUAUAUAUAUAAAUAUAUAUAUGUAUAUAUCUGAAGCAUACGCGUAAAUUGAAAUUUGUAUGAUCCGAUACGAACCGAACCGAAUCGAACCGAAAGCCAUUUUUAAGCACACCUAACACCUAACAAAACAGCAGCUACAAUAUGAAUUCUUAAUGUUCCUUCGUUCUCUGCUAAUAUUAUUGUACAUAAACUGCAUAUUUGUCUAUUAACGCGAUUGAAAUGCGACUUAAGUAAGUUUUCAAAACUAAUUGUACAUAUUUAACAACAUUUAUCAACAAUUUAUAUAUAUACGUACAUUUAUCUCUAACUAAUCAUUUCAAAUACCCUCUAUGAUCGUCGCAGACUCGUGUCCACGAUCAGUUAGCUAAUAACAGAAGAAAAACCAAUUUUUGAAAUACAUUUUCAGCAAGUAGA
Drosophila mojavensis is the source of this 4999-nucleotide messenger RNA. It is a transcript of the gene siz, whose product is annotated as IQ motif and SEC7 domain-containing protein 1. The transcript is spliced from 6 exons. Lineage: Eukaryota; Metazoa; Arthropoda; Insecta; Diptera; Drosophilidae. Gene Ontology annotation, biological process: regulation of ARF protein signal transduction; actin cytoskeleton organization. The coding region runs from base 865 to 4527 and encodes 1220 amino acids. The record is from RefSeq and is a predicted model, not a curated record. Gene Ontology annotation, molecular function: guanyl-nucleotide exchange factor activity; protein binding.